Molecule: messenger RNA, 690 nt
Organism: Salvelinus namaycush (lake trout)
Lineage: Eukaryota; Metazoa; Chordata; Actinopteri; Salmoniformes; Salmonidae
Product: homeobox protein vent1-like
Exons: 3
Coding region: 1-690 (229 amino acids)
Molecular function (GO): DNA binding
Source: RefSeq, a predicted model, not a curated record
AUGCUAACCCACUCCAAACCCCAUGUCCCAUGCAUGGUCCAGCCUCGACCGCCAACCUCUUAUAACAAGGUCUACCUCCAGCCAAAGCCAAAGAUCACAAGGUUUGAAUUCACGAAUUCCACUGAAAAACCCACAAAUCUGGAAUCCAGAUUGAGCUCACCUCUGCAUCCGUCGAGCUGCUCUUCCCCAAAUCUUUCAGAAAACAGUGAGUACUCCUCGGGGUAUGAUAGUGAGGCUGCCUCCUCGGAAUGCCCCUCGGUGGAAGAGGGGAGCGAGGAAGAUAGAGACGGAGCCCAACGACGUGUACGUACUAGGUUCACACCGUCGCAGAUUGAAAAGAUGGAGAAGAUAUUCAACAAGCACAAAUAUCCAGAUGCUGGAAAUAGAGUCAAAAUGGCACUGAUGUUAAACCUCUCUGAAACUCAGGUGAGAACUUCGUUUCAGAACAGGAGGAUGAAACAGAAACGGGAAGUCCAAGACUUGCGCGCUGAGUACUUCGCUCCCGUCCAGUCUCCGAGGAUAUUCCAGCCCAUAAGCCCAUUUCAGUACCACGGCUUCGGGGGACAGCACCUAUCAUACACCGCUGCCAACCACGCGAUGUACCUGCACAUGGUGCAACAGUUCCCCCAGCAACAGAUGGUUUCUUAUCAGCACCCCCACCCAAUGAUGUCCAACACACAUUUCUACUAA